Molecule: messenger RNA, 1117 nt
Organism: Helianthus annuus (common sunflower)
Lineage: Eukaryota; Viridiplantae; Streptophyta; Magnoliopsida; Asterales; Asteraceae
Product: vacuolar protein sorting-associated protein 25
Exons: 8
Coding region: 381-920 (179 amino acids)
Biological process (GO): protein transport to vacuole involved in ubiquitin-dependent protein catabolic process via the multivesicular body sorting pathway
Cellular component (GO): ESCRT II complex
Molecular function (GO): protein homodimerization activity; structural molecule activity
Source: RefSeq, a predicted model, not a curated record
GAGAGAGAGGGGACCGAGAUAUUUCCCCCAAACCCAAACACGUGUUUCUCUCUCUACGGCGCCAACCCCCUUUUCUUUCUCUCUCUAAAACUCUCUCAUAUUCCUCCAAUUCCAAAUAAUUUACACAAUCACAACUUCAAUCCGUUUAAGGAAGCUUCCACUACGUGAUUUUGCUUUACUGAUUCCGUUUUAUUCAGAGCAGGUUACCCACCGGGCCACCACCACCACUACCGAUGCUCUUCCAUCUGCUGAUUGGCAUCGCCGUCACUACCGAUCGUCUUCCAUCUGCUGCUGUUGAUCAUCGUUGAUUAAAGCGGCCGGCUGAUGCCAAACCAGGUUAUGGUGUGCUGGUCAGGUUUUGCUAGAAGGAUAGUGUGAGGAUGCAGACAGCCGGUGAACAUAAGUUGCCUCACUUCUUUCAUUAUCCGCCUUACUUCACGUUGCAGCCUGUAAGAGAAACCCGAGAGAAGCAAAUACAACUCUGGAAAGAACUUAUUCUCGAUUAUUGUCGGGCACACAAGAUUUUUGUUAUUGGAUUGGAAGAAGACUUUCCUCUGUUCUCCAACCCUGCAAUUGAAAGAUCUCUGAAUCAUGAAGCAAGAGAAGCGUUCUUGUCGGCUUUAGUCUUGGACGGACGUGCAGAAUGGAUGGACAAGAGUCAUAGGCAAUGUCUGAUCCUCUGGCAUCGAAUAAAAGAUUGGGCAGACAUUAUAUUACACUUUGCCAAGGAGAAUGGCUUAGAGGACAGCGUGAUGACCGUUGAGGAGAUUCGUACAGGAAUUGAAUCACGGGGAACAGAUAUCCAUGGAAUGGACCGCGGUGUUCUAAUGAGAGCACUCAAACUUUUGGAAAACAAGGGAAAGCUUGCAAUCUUUAAGGGAACUUCAACUGAUGAUGAAGGUGUGAAAUUUUCUGUUUAAUAUGUUCUGCAGAGCCAGGUAUUUGUUUGAUAUGAUUUGUACUUGAUGAGUCACAUAUUGUAACCGAUAAAAAGUGUUCAAGGUUUUUUACUUCUGUUGGAUUCAAUCAUAUCAUUGUUUUGGUGAAGAACUGGUCUUGUUUGAAUCUGAGAUGAGGAUUUGAUAUGAAUGAUUAUUUCUAAAUUCGUUACCCGUUA